AUGUCCAGCAACAGCGGAAAUCAAGGCUCAAACCCAUUCAACAACCUCUCCGACCAAUUCAACAAAGCCACCGGCAACGCCAAAGACACCAUCAACAAUGCCACCGGUAAUCUCGGCGACAAGGCGAACAACGCUACCUCUGGCGGACAGAACGUGUCAGACAAGUUUGGCAAUGCGACGGGGAACUUGAGACAGCAGGCUAGGGACUUUAUUGGGAACAUCACUGGUGGUGGGGGCAAAUAA
Molecule: messenger RNA, 243 nt
Organism: Aspergillus chevalieri
Lineage: Eukaryota; Fungi; Ascomycota; Eurotiomycetes; Eurotiales; Aspergillaceae
Exons: 2
Coding region: 1-243 (80 amino acids)
Source: RefSeq, a predicted model, not a curated record